This is a messenger RNA of Quercus lobata, 1389 nucleotides long. RefSeq names its product probable glycosyltransferase At3g07620. Gene Ontology annotation, molecular function: glycosyltransferase activity. The transcript is spliced from 4 exons. Lineage: Eukaryota; Viridiplantae; Streptophyta; Magnoliopsida; Fagales; Fagaceae. The record is from RefSeq and is a predicted model, not a curated record. The coding region runs from base 1 to 1389 and encodes 462 amino acids.
AUGAGGAGAAAUACAAAUGUUAUUGGGUUUGCUGUGGCUUCCUUUGCUGUAGUUUCUGUGGUGGUAAUAACAAAGUUUUCUUCCAAAGGACUGUAUUGGUCUUAUUUCUCAUCAUAUGCAGGGACAUGGACUACUUUUCUUGGGGUUACUUCUGAUCCUUCUUCAUCGCAGACAAAUUCAGCAUUCCCAUCAUUCAUUGCUGACAAUAGAGCUAAGAAUAGGAGAGAUGAAAAACUGGAGAGGCUAGAAGCACGUCUUGAUAAGGCUCGGGCUUUGAUUUGGGAGGCUGGAAGGACAGAUAACAGUACAUUUGCUCUUGAAGAUGCAGAUUAUGUUCCGCAUGGUGGCAUUUACAGGAAUGCAAUCGUCUUUCAUCGGAGUUACCUCCUAAUGGAACGCUUGUUUAAGAUCUUCAUUUACAAAGAGGGAGAACCGCCCAUAUUUCACAAUGGUCAUUGCAAGAACAUAUACUCUUUGGAAGGAAUCUUCCUUAGCUUAAUGGAAACAGAUACCAAAUUCCAAACUUGGGAUCCCGAUGAAGCUCAUGUCUUCUUUCUUCCCUUUAGCGUUGUUAUGAUCAUUGCAUUACUCUUUGAUCCAAUUAUUCGUGACAAAGCUGUACUAGAGCGUACUAUUGUUGGUUAUGUCAAUCUCAUAGCUCACAGGUAUCCAUACUGGAACAGAAGCCUUGGAGCUGAUCAUUUCAUGCUUUCUUGCCAUGAUUGGGGUCCACGAGCAACAUGGUAUGUUCCGCAGCUUUAUUUCACUUCCAUCCGAGUACUAUGUAACGCGAAUACCUCAGAACACUUUAAUCCAAAGAAAGAUGCAUCAUUUCCUGAAAUCAACCUGGUAACUGGGGAGAUUACUGAUCUCACUGGUGGCUUGCCCCCGUCUAAUCGCACAAUCCUAGCAUUCUUUGCCGGUGCCAUGCAUGGCCGAAUUAGACCAGCACUUUUCCAGCAUUGGAUGGGGAAAGACAAAGAUGUACUAGUUUAUGAGAGACUCCCUGAAGGACUUUCAUACUAUGAAAUGAUGAAGAAGAGCAAGUACUGCAUUUGUCCAAGUGGGCAUGAAGUUGCAAGUCCAAGAAUUGCUGAGGCAAUCUAUUCAGAGUGUGUUCCAGUGUUAAUAUCACAGCAUUAUGUCCUUCCAUUUAGCGAUGUUCUUAAUUGGGACUCUUUCACAAUUCAAGUUUCAGUGAGUGAAAUACCAAACCUCAAGAAAAUCUUGUUGGGGAUACCUGAUGAUCAGUAUGUUAGAAUGCAGGAGAGAGUGAAGCAGGUCCAACGACAUUUUGCAGUCAACGAUCCUCCCAAGAGAUAUGAUGUUUUCCAUAUGAUAAUACAUUCAAUUUGGCUCAGGAGAUUGAAUUUUAACGUUAAUAGAUGA